CCUCAAGGACGAACGCAGCCGGGGCUGCGUCUUCGAAGGCUGCGUAUGCGUAGGCUGGCGUUGGAUCAAUGGAUCGAGCCGAUCGAUCAACCUCCUCGUCGUGAUCUGCUAUUAUUUAUAGCCCACCGGUAGCCAUCGCAGUCGCAGCAGCAGCAGCGGCAGCAGCAGGCAGCACCCCCCCGACUUGGACUUGGAUCUCGCCCUCCGCCGGCUUCCUUCCCUUCCCUUUGCGCGCCAUGGGGACGGCCAACGGCGACCAGCCGGCGGGCGCCUCGUCGGACAAGCUGCGGCACGUGGAGUCCAUGUCGGAGCUGCCCUCGGGCGCCGGCAAGAUCUCCGGGAUCAACGCCGUCGUGCUCGGGGAGUCGCUGGCCGCCGAGGAGCACGACCUUGUCUACCCCAGCGCCGAGUUCUCCGCCGACGCGCUCGUCCCCUCCCCGAAGCAGUACCGGCAGAUGUAUGAGAGGUCAAUCAACGACCCGGCCGGGUUCUGGUCGGAGAUCGCCGAGAAGUUCUACUGGAAGGAGAAGUGGAACCCCAGUGAGGUCUGCUCUGAGAACCUCGACGUCACCAAGGGGCCCGUACAGAUCAGUUGGUUCAAAGGAGGCAAAACAAACAUUUGUUACAAUGCUGUUGAUCGCAACAUUGAGGCGGGGAACGGAGACAAGAUCGCGAUGUAUUGGGAGGGCAAUGAGCCUGGUCAGGAUGGCAAGCUCACCUAUUCAGAGCUCUUGGACAGCGUUUGCCAGCUUGCCAAUUACUUGAAGAGCGUUGGUGUUGGCAAGGGUGAUGCUGUGAUCAUCUACUUACCAAUGUUGCUGGAGCUGCCCAUUGCUAUGCUUGCUUGUGCCCGUAUUGGCGCUGUUCACUCGGUUGUAUUUGCUGGAUUUUCUGCGGAUUCCUUGGCCCAAAGGAUUGUUGAUUGCAAGCCUAAGCUUGUGAUCACCUGCAAUGCAGUGAAAAGAGGGGUCAAGCCCAUCCUUCUUAAAGAUAUAGUGGAUGCAGCUCUGGCCGAAAGUGAGAAAGGAGGAGUCUCUGUAGGUCUAUGUUUGACGUACGAAAAUCAGUCAGCAAUGAAGAGAGAAGACACAAAAUGGCAAGCAGGAAGGGAUGUUUGGUGGCAGGAUGUUGUGACCAGUUUCCCAACCAAGUGUGAUGUAGAAUGGGUGGAUGCAGAGGACCCAUUGUUCCUUCUGUACACAAGUGGCAGUACAGGAAAACCAAAGGGUGUGCUGCAUACUACUGGUGGCUAUAUGGUGUACAGUGCAACAACAUUUAAGUAUGCAUUUGACUACAAGCCAUCAGACAUAUACUGGUGCACUGCAGACUGUGGCUGGAUUACCGGACACAGCUAUGUGACAUAUGGUCCACUCCUGAAUGGAGCAACAGUUCUCGUUUUUGAAGGGACUCCAAACUACCCUGAUUCUGGUCGGUGCUGGGACAUUGUUGACAAAUACAAGGUGACAAUAUUUUAUACUGCACCGACACUCGUACGAUCACUCAUGCGUGAUGGCACUGAGUAUGUUACACGCUACUCUCGCAAAUCUCUUCGAGUUUUGGGAAGCGUUGGUGAGCCAAUUAAUCCUAGUGCAUGGAGAUGGUUCUACAAUAUUGUUGGGGACUCUCGCUGCCCUAUCUCAGAUACUUGGUGGCAGACUGAAACUGGUGGAUUCAUGAUCACUCCUUUACCUGGUGCCUGGCCCCAAAAACCUGGUUCUGCAACCUUUCCUUUCUUCGGUGUUCAGCCUGUCAUUGUUGAUGAGAAAGGGAAGGAGAUUGAAGGAGAAUGCAGUGGAUAUCUUUGCAUAAAGAAAUCAUGGCCAGGGGCUUUCCGGACCCUCUAUGGAGAUCAUGAUAGAUAUGAGACCACUUACUUCAAACCAUUUGCUGGCUACUAUUUUACUGGGGAUGGUUGCAGCAGGGACAAAGAUGGUUACCACUGGCUGACUGGAAGAGUAGAUGAUGUCAUCAAUGUCAGUGGACACCGGAUUGGUACAGCAGAGGUUGAGUCUGCGCUGGUUUCACACCCACAGUGUGCAGAGGCUGCUGUUGUUGCUGUUGAGCAUGAGGUGAAAGGACAAGGAAUAUAUGCUUUUGUAACUUUGGUGGAUGGUGUUCCUUAUAGUGAACAGCUACGAAAAAGUCUCAUAUUGACUGUUCGUAACCAGAUUGGGGCAUUCGCAGCUCCUGACAAGAUCCACUGGGCGCCAGGGCUUCCUAAAACAAGAAGUGGUAAGAUAAUGCGCAGGAUUCUGCGGAAAAUCGCAUCGAAGCAGCUGGAUGAACUUGGCGACACAAGCACCCUUGCUGAUCCUGGUGUUGUCGACCAGUUGAUCGCGCUCAAAGAUUGCUAGAUUGUAAAAAAGAAUUAGACGACAGAUGAUGCACUUUUGCUGAUGGUUUGUGCGUUCCAUUUCUCUUCCUAUAUGAUGGAUAGAAUGCCUACAUUUUUAGUGUCCAUAGUCUUUACUUUUGUUCAGUGAAAGUGCUCCUGGGUGCGGCUAGAGAACUGAAGCGAGAUGGAAUGAUACGUGGUGUUGCAACUUCUGUAAACUACUGUUACACAUACUGAGAUAACUCCGGAUGGGCACAAUAAAUAUAUUUCAAUAAAAUCAUGCGUGAGAUUCCCACUUUCUAGUGUCAAA
Molecule: messenger RNA, 2645 nt
Organism: Oryza brachyantha (malo sina)
Lineage: Eukaryota; Viridiplantae; Streptophyta; Magnoliopsida; Poales; Poaceae
Product: acetyl-coenzyme A synthetase, chloroplastic/glyoxysomal
Exons: 18
Coding region: 237-2354 (705 amino acids)
Molecular function (GO): acetyl-CoA synthetase activity; AMP binding
Source: RefSeq, a predicted model, not a curated record